This is a messenger RNA of Lodderomyces jiufengensis, 792 nucleotides long. RefSeq lists its product as uncharacterized. Gene Ontology annotation, cellular component: nucleus; chromatin. Gene Ontology annotation, biological process: mitotic sister chromatid cohesion. The transcript has a single exon. Gene Ontology annotation, molecular function: protein-lysine-acetyltransferase activity. The coding region runs from base 1 to 792 and encodes 263 amino acids. NCBI's taxonomy places the organism in Eukaryota, Fungi, Ascomycota, Pichiomycetes, Serinales, Debaryomycetaceae. The record is from RefSeq and is a predicted model, not a curated record.
AUGUCUGUGAAAGUUGCUAGUGACAAGUCUACCAAAAAGGUUCAAUCAAUACUAAAUUUUACAGAUAACAACAUCAAGAAAACAAUAACAUGUACCAUCUGUGAAAUGACGUAUAACUCAAAAUUACCAGUAGAUGUUGAUUUACACAAGAAAUAUCAUCUAGAAUUUACGAAUGGGAUCAGUUGGCCGAAUACGCUAACACCUUCGAAUUACUUAGCACAAAAUUUCAACUUAGUUGUCACUGAAACAAGGCCAAAACUAGGUAAAUUAAAAUCCAUCAAAGCCCAGAACAUAGUUAAAGCUAGAAUUAUUGUAAUAGACAAAACCAACAAAAGACAGAUUGAGAAAGUGGACAAGAUAUUAAAAAUGGUAAAUCAAGAAUUAAAUGCAACUGAAGAUUCAAAACAAUGGAGAAAUUUAAAUUUUAAAAACAGUAAAGCAUUUGUUAUAGUGAUAAAUAAUAAAGCAGUAGGAUUAUGCACAACGGAUACUAUAACGGAAGGUAAAUGGAUGAUUUUCAAAAAUCAAAAAUUAGUACCUAACCAAACAAUUUCUGGAGUUAAAAUUGGCAUAUCGAGAAUUUGGAUAUCUCCUAGAUGGAGACAAUUGGGAUUAGGUUUAAAAUUAUUGAAAUUUGUAACUGAAAACUCCAUAUAUGGUCAAUCACUUUUCAAGAAUCAAAUAGCGUUUAGUCAACCUAGUUCUAAUGGUGGUAAAUUAGCUAAAUCAUUUAAUGGAGUACUACACAAAAGUGGUGAAGUAUUAAUUCAAGUAUAUACAGAAGACGUAUAA